This is a messenger RNA of Orussus abietinus, 1482 nucleotides long. RefSeq names its product adenylate kinase 8. Gene Ontology annotation, biological process: nucleoside triphosphate biosynthetic process. NCBI's taxonomy places the organism in Eukaryota, Metazoa, Arthropoda, Insecta, Hymenoptera, Orussidae. The transcript is spliced from 11 exons. Gene Ontology annotation, molecular function: nucleoside diphosphate kinase activity; ATP binding; AMP kinase activity. The record is from RefSeq and is a predicted model, not a curated record. Bases 1 to 1482 code for a protein of 493 amino acids. Gene Ontology annotation, cellular component: cytoplasm.
AUGUUGGGCGCCGUUGAUGCGAUUAAAAGACCUUUGAAGAUACCUCCUCGAUUUGUUCCGUAUUUAGAGAAGCACCGAAUUUAUGAACUAUUUCACGAACUUGCCACUCAGGUGGUUAUAAAAAAACCGAAAGACCAUUUGCUGUUCUUUAAGCAAAGCAUUCAUCACGCUGCGCGGAGUAGAGAUGUUGCUCGAAUUAUAAUUCUCGCCCCUCCUUAUUUUGACAAGAUGCGAUUGGGAGAAGUCCUGCAGGAAGAGACAGGAGCAAGACUUAUAACUUUAAAGAAUAUACACGCCGUAGAAUCUGGAUGUAUACAAUGCAGUGAUUUCGAGGAUGUAGCAAGAAAUAUGAGGAAAAUUAUGAGAACCGGAAUGCUUAACAAUGGCUGGGUACUCGUCGACGUUCCAAGGACUAAAGCAGAAGCGCGGGCAUUUCAGAGAAUUGGAAUAUUACCAACGCACGUUAUCGAAAUUAAACCAGACCAGGUACCAGAAUGUACUUGCAGUACGAACGUGAUGGAAUCUUUUUAUGAACCUGAUCGCGGAUACAAAAGCUUCAAAAAUUCAGAAUAUCGGUCUUACAAGAAACAAAUACGAGGACUUCGAGAAGCCUAUUCCAAUUUCUUAACAGAAGUUGAAGUUGGAAGUAGAACGAUCGAAGAUCUAGGAAAAGACUGUGCUACUUUGACAAAAACUAAAAAACAUUGCGGAGCACCGAGUCUCUUUCGAGUAGUUCUCCUUGGAGCUCGCGGUUCAGGAAGCAGCACAACCGCCAAGUAUUUGUCUCGAAGAUUUAACCUUGUCCAUGUGAAUUUCAAUGACAUUUUGGAGCAAGCGCGUUUACAAGAAACGAAAUUGGGCGAGGCUAUCAGACUAUUUGAACACAGAUGGGGUUCUCGACCAAAGCCUGAGACAAGAAUACAAAUAGUUGAAAAACAAGUGCUUGGACACGAGUGCAUAAAAAGGGGCUGGGUCUUGACUGGAUAUCCAAUAUGCGUGGAAGAUUUUAAACUUUUAGAUCAACUGUCCACGCCUCCAAAUCGAGUAAUCUUCAUCGACGUCGACAGCAUUGUUUGCCGUGACAGACUUCUAGGACGCCGAUAUAACAUGAAAACUGGGAGUAAACACCAUCUUUCUACAAUACAAAAUUUUAAGGGAAAUCAGCAUGAAUUGGGGGUACAUCCAAAAGACUACAUAUCUGUAGUUGAACAAGAUUUCGAAGAAUUUGAAAACAAUGUAGUCGCGAUGAAAGCGUAUGCCGGAAGUUCAGCGAUCACAAUUGAUGGAAGCGUAGAAAAGAGAACAGUACAGGAAAAGGUUGAAGCUUGUUUAAUGAGACCAGCACCUUGUGCACCACCAAGAGUUCCACGACCACCACCUGAAGUGAAUCCAGAGGAUAUAGAAUUUGAUCCUGACGAUGCACCCGAUCCUCGAGUCUUUGACGAAAUUAGAGCACCCGAAUCAACAAUAUCUCUGAUUUGA